UCUGCCGAUAAAAAGGGCCACAUCUGCCCGCCUUCAGAUGCUGCACAUCCUCGGGACCGCUGGGAGUCGGCGUUUGUGUACGCCUUCGUCUGUAAGUUUACAAACCUGCGAAGCAAGGUCGAGGGGUUGGAUACACCUAUGGAUUUUGAAGAAGCGUUGCUCUCGGAAGAGCCACAUCCUAUCGUAACUCAGAUCCUGGCGCGUUUCAUCCUGAACUUGAGACCGCAGACGCGUAAUUUGAGUUCGGACGUGAUUUCCUCGACCCUCGCCACCAUCAUGCAUGACUACUUCAAGACGACUGAAAGGACUGUCUUUUGGGACGAGAAUUUGAGGGUCAAUGUGGACCCCUUCUCGCAGAUGGAAAAUGGCUUCUUUGCGGCAUCUUGGGACUUCAAGCUCAAGAUCAUGAGGCAGCUCGUCGAGCUACAACUUUGCCACAGCGCAGAAAUCAAAGCCAUCAUAGACCGUGCGUGGGGCGUCAUCCACAAUAAACACAAGAAGGCAGAGACUACGCCUGCUCCGCCGCCCGCCAAUGACCCCCAAAGCCAGGAGAACUUGCAGCUACAACCUCUAGGCCAGGAUAAGGACCGCAAACGCUACUGGGCUGUAGAUGAUUCACCACGGUUAUACAUCUCAACGAAUCCAUGGAAGAUCACCGCAACGUUCCAAACAAUCUCUUCCACACGAGACGAAUACAUGGCAAUAGUGGAGAAAGUCCAAGAAGUUGCACCUCCUGAACCUAAGGCUGGCGAGCGGAAAUCAAAAUUAGAUACGGCGCACAUUGCUUUGGUCAAAGCCUUACAGGGAAGGAUAGAGGCUAUUGACGCAGAGCUGGCGAGAAUACAGCGUGCGCGGAGGAAAAUAGAACAGCGGAAUCUAUUGAUUGCACAGGCAGAAGUACGAGAGACGCGAACGCGGCGGAGGACCACUCGUCCCGACUAUGCUUACAUGAACGAUCCUGCGAGCGAUCAAGAAGACGAGGAGUACGAGGAUCAGGGCGAGUUCGAUGACAUGACAACCUUUCGAGGAGAACCGUCAAAUCGUCGUGAACCUCCAUCCAUGGGAAGGCGGAGAUCAACGCGGGCUUCCAACGCGGCCAACAACGGGAAGAGGGGCGGUUCCAAUGACGACUGGAAUGAUUGGCGUGAAAAGCGGCGCUCUACACGCCUCGGUGUUCCAGCAGAGCCACAGCCGGACAUGCCUCCACUCAAACGGGCGCGGACGGAUGAUAGUAUCAUCAGCGCGCAUUCCACUGACGGCCAAAGGCAGUCGCCGACUCAAAAUGGCAAUGGCCCGAAGAUCAAGAUCUCCGGCGCAGCAGCAAUAAAGCCUACUGAGACCGCGGUGGAGGCUCUUGCAGGGAAGAAGAAGAGCAAGUAUUGGUUCUACGCCAUUGAGCCCAUCCCCGCUCCACAGCACGAAACUGUACCU
Molecule: messenger RNA, 1431 nt
Organism: Postia placenta MAD-698-R-SB12
Lineage: Eukaryota; Fungi; Basidiomycota; Agaricomycetes; Polyporales; Adustoporiaceae
Exons: 7
Source: RefSeq, a predicted model, not a curated record